GCGCUAAGAUGGCGGCGUUGUGCGAGGGGUUCACGCUGUGCGGGUUGGGGCCUAGCGGCGGCGGCGUAGGGCUGGGCGCGGGGGUGCUGGCGCUGGAGCCGGGCCCCGACUCCGACCACGUCCUGCUCACCGACCGCGGCAGGACGGCCACGCUCUUCAAGGUUUCAGAUCAGAAGCCAUUAGGUUGUUGGUCAGUUAAACAUGGACAAAUUAUCACAUGUCCAGUUGUAUGCAACUUUGAAACUCAUGAAUAUAUUGCUGUUCAUGAUGACAAGGUUUUAAGAAUAUGGAAGGAUGAAGAUGUUAACUUGGACAAAGUAUUUAAAGCCACACUUUCAGCUGAUGUAUACAGGAUACAUUCACUACCCCACGGGGAGCCAUUGGUACUAUUCAAAGGAGGUGAUGUUCGAACUUUAGAUGUCCUUUUGGAAGCCCCUCAACAAGAAAUUCAGAACUUUAUUUCAGAUGAAGUCAUUAAGUGGAGUGAAGCUUUUCUGGAAGGUCAAGAACCCAUCUUAAUUUUUGCUACUGAGAAAGAUGGAGAUUAUUUUAUCUACAUACAGAAAUUUAAGCUGAAUAUUCUAUGCAAAUACAAGCUUGAACAACAGGAAUUAUCUAAUCCACUGAGUUUCACGGCAUAUAUAGAAAAUCAAAUCGUCACACUUCUGUGUUUGUAUUCAAAUGACUCUGUCUAUAAGGUUCUGAUACCUCUGCAGCAACACAGUGAAGAGCAAAUUUUGUCAAAGUCACUACUGCUCAAACUUUCAGUAUCUGGAAGUGUUCUAAAAGGAACUUCCUUUGCUGUUCUUGAUAAAGACCAUGUUGCAGUAUUAGGAAGUCUAACAGCAUUUGGUGAAGAAUCUAAAGAGUGCCUAACAGUAUGGAAUACAAAAUUUCAAACAUUACAAACUUCAAAGGAAUUGCCCCUGGGAACCAGUGGACAAUUGUGGUGUUACGGGGAAAAAUUUUUUUUUACUCAUGGAAAAGUGCUUACAGUAAUUGUAUACAAGUGUGAAACUUCAUCCUUGGCAGCUGCAGUGGGAAAGCUCAAAGACAGUCAAACCUCUGAUGUGUCUUCAUUUACAAACUGGAAUACCCUUAGCGAUGAAGAGCUAGUGGUUUCCCUUCAGUCACAGCAAUCCGUAGUUCUAAAAUCUGAAUCCAAAAUGACUUUAAGAUCAAGGAGGAAUAGUGUUGCUAAGGUUCAGCCAGAUACCUUAACAGUUGGGCAGCUGUUACUAGAUAUAAAAGACUCUUCUCCAGCUGCAAUUGAAGAUGAAUUGAAACAAUGGUUGUCAAAAGCACAGAUGCCAGAUUUCCAGGCUACCAUUGGAUGUGUGAUAACUGCUCUUACAAACAGAUGUAAAAUAGAUCCAAUGUUCUACCCUCGAAACUUCCUGGUACAGCUGAUCCAAAAACAAGAGUUCUCUUACAGUUUAUGCCCGAACUUAAUGACUGUUGCUUUGGAGAAAAAAGAUAUGCAUCUCUUACAAAUCUGCCUACAACGGUUCCCAGAUAUUCCUGAAGAAAUUACUUAUGCUUGCUUGAAAGUAUUUUUAAGCAUUAGUGAUGACUAUCUUGAAAGUACAGAUGUGAAUCUGGACUCUGUAAUCUGUUAUAUUGAUAUUGAACCCAACAAUAAAGAAGUUAAAACUGAAAUUGUGGAGAAUGGUUUCAAUACUGAACUGGAGGAGGACAGCUGUACGUUCACAAAGGAAACCCAUUUGAAGAAUGAUGGUGAAUUCUGCCCUGUUGGACCACAAAAGGCUGCAUUAUUAAAUGCUGUUCUCCAUUCAGCUUACAGUGAAACAUUUCUUCUGCCUCACCUGAAAGACCUUCCAGCUCAGCAAGCUGUUCUGUUUCUCAGGUAUUUACACUACCUGUAUGUGAAAAGCAGUGAAAAAAUUACUACCACUCUUCCUGGUGUGCUUUCUCCAACCAUAAAUCAGAUCAUGGAUUGGAUGUGCCUGCUACUUGAUGCUCACUUCACAGUUAUGGUGGUGCUACCAGAAGCGAAAGGAUUGCUUUCUAGCCUGCAUAAGUUCGUGAGAGCCCAAGUACGAUUCUACUCUGAACUCAACAAGAUUGAAGGAAGUUUGCUAGAGCUACAAAGACUUAAACGCCAGAAAGAGACUCAGACAUAUUCUAUUGAAGUGCUGGAACUUAUUUGAAUUUGAAAUGAGUUAUUAACAAACUUAUUUUUUAUUGAUUCCUUUUAUGACAAGGAUGUAUUAGCACUCCAUAUUGGGGAUAUGAAGAGCUGAGUUUUCUACACAGGGAGAGCAUGGUUACUCUGUAGCCACAGGGGGAGUUGUAAGUUUAAUGUAUUAAAAACUUUUUCCACUGGACAAGAUACUCGACGCAUUUUUUUUCAUGUAUAAUUUUGAUAUGUAAUCACAGGAAUAUCCUAAAAUGCCACAUGAUCCUUUGUGAAUGGAUUAUGUAAGAGUAGGAUAAUUGCAAUAAGACUUAAAACAUGCCUCAUAAAAUUAAUUGGCACUUUUUUUCUGUGUGAGAACUGUUCAACUGUAUAAGGUUACUGCAUAAGUUUCUCUCAGUGCUUCUCUAAUUCUGGAGUGGCAGUACAGUAGCAAUUGGAUCUGUUAAGCACAGCUGCAAAUUACUAUUUCCUAAAUGGUAAUUUAGGAAUCAAUAGAAGGCAGAUUAACCUUUUCCAAAAGGCAGUGUAGACUUAGAACAGAUUUUAAAAUGCUAGAUGCAAAUAGAAGUUUAGCUCAGUUGGUUAGAGCAUGGUGUUCAUAAUGCCAAGGUUGUGGAUUCAAUCCCCGUAUGAGCUACUCAUCUGAAGAUUGGACUAGAUGAUCUCUAGAGGUCCCUUCCAGCCUUACCAAUUCUGUGAUACUCUAUGAUACUCCUUUCUUCAGUAAGUGGAAAAUAGCCUAUCCUUUACAACUGAGAGCUUUUUUUCUUAUUACUAAAAAUCUGAAUAAGAUUUCGCCCUUCCAUUCAGAUAAGGGAAAUGAAAAGGGAAGAUGCAUAUAAAGAGGUCAAUUAACUACAGCAUACUGAACUUAGGUGAUAUAAACUACUGCAAUGUGCUUCUUUUUCAGCUACUGAUUAGUUGAAAUGUCUGAUAAUAUUCUUCAGAGUUAUCCACUCAGUUAUGCACUAUAGGUGAAACUUAUUUCAGUCUGUUGCUUUGAUUUCCUAUUUUUAAUUGUUUUCACUUUGUCUAAAGAAGCCUUUGGCAUUUACAAUCUUUCUUAUAGAGAAAGGAGCUUAAUCAUGGGUUGUUAACACACUUGCACUGUUUUCUCUCUCCUAGACAUUAUGGUACCACAACUUUUUUUUUGCCAUUCUGUGCCUUUUACUUUUCCAGUCCAACCUUGUCCUCUUGCAGGGAAGUUGGGAGUGUGUGAGGUUUGUGUGGUGGCUAGCAGUAAAGAGCCCUGUGCCUUAAUAAUCUAUAGUUAUUUUGAUAUCUGAUAAGACCACUUGCAUCUAGAAGUUGCCUACAGUGACAGAGAAGGAAGAGGUGUAAGGCAGGAAGUAGAUUCCUUCCACAAAUGAAGAAGCAAAAUGCAGUUACUUAAUAUGAUAGCUUGUUACAAUUUCUAUCUCAGAGGUUGCCUUCAGCUGAAGGAAAGACUCCUCUUAAGCAGAAAGACCACUUUACAGGAGCGUGCUCUGCUGCACAGAUUUGAGAAUGGAGUUACUGGAUUACAGCAUAAUUAGCUCUACUUUAAGACUUCUGCUUUAGAAACUUCUGAAGCUUUCUGAUGUUGAGAGAUCUCAUCCAAGAUAGUUUAGGCUCUUAAAAUAUGAAAUUUUGCCAGUGUUCAAUUUGAAGCUUAGAAAUAAGGUAAAAUUUAAUGCAAUGGACUGUGAAUUUAGUUUGACAUGUUUUUAAGCUGACCAUACUACUGGUAAAAGGAGUUACCGUUUUUGCUUCCUGAGCGGUGCUGGCAGAACAUCCUUUGCCUGUUAAGUUACAACAGAGAAUGAUCUAGCUAGAAAUAGCUUUUUAUGUGAUUUUUUUUUUUCCUAUGGGCAUGCUGACUUGUGUGUAUGUAACAGGACACUGAGGAGACAUCCAGUUUGAUUUGGAGCAGAUUGCUGGAAAUCAUUGUUUGAAUAAAUGCACUUUUAACAUUUGUAAGGUUAAGUUUGCCUGACAAUGAACAAUAGUGGUUUUCUGGCAUUUUCUUUAGCAAGAGCUAGAACAUGAAACUAUGAUGGUUGAAGUGCUAGGUGCAUAUCCUACUGGACUUUGGCUGUAUAAUUUUGAAGCAGUUGCACACAGUUAAAGGCCUUAAGACUUGGGAAAAUAACACUUCUGUUGUAUACGCCACUUAGCAGAGGUCAGUACUAGGAAAAAAGUUUUAUGUGGGAAAACCCUACAAUGAACAGCUGAGGAAUAACAUAGAGUAGUACUUGGCACUGGCAGAAGCAGCUCAAAUUUUCUGAGCAAGAGGACUUAACCUCCUAAUUAAAACUAUAUUCUUAGUUACGUGUGUGUCUGUUUUCUUAACUACUUUUUCAAAGGGUGAAUGCCUUAAUUUCUGUAAAGUUAACCUUUUCAUACUUGUUUUAUACAGCUUGAGUUUUGUGCAUGUGGAGAACUUAAACAUUCCAAAAUUUUGUGUUGGUUUUAGAUUAGGAUUUUACUUUUGACUAAUCUCAAAAAUAAUUUUAUGAAUGAAACAUUUGUUGACAGUAUUACAGGUAUAAGUAUGUAUGGAAUUGUACUCCUAUCAGGCGUUCACUUGCAAGACUUCUUACAAGCUAGUUGUGGGACUGAACAUUCAUGUGAAUGACAGCUGCAGACAGGUGAAAGUGGGACAGAUGAGCAUAAUGCUAGGUCUCUUGAGGCCCAGCAUUUAUAUUUGUAAAAAGUGUGAUUGAAUAUUAAUAUAAUUCAGCAUAUUGGUAUGUUGAGACAGUUUAUGUAUUUUGUAAUAUUAAAUAAAAUUAUAAUCACGUUA
Messenger RNA from Rhea pennata, 4946 nucleotides. RefSeq names its product nucleolar protein 11 (gene NOL11). NCBI's taxonomy places the organism in Eukaryota, Metazoa, Chordata, Aves, Rheiformes, Rheidae. The transcript has 18 exons. Gene Ontology annotation, biological process: maturation of SSU-rRNA. Bases 9 to 2171 code for a protein of 720 amino acids. Gene Ontology annotation, cellular component: nucleolus; nucleus. The record is from RefSeq and is a predicted model, not a curated record. Gene Ontology annotation, molecular function: protein binding; RNA binding.